This is a messenger RNA of Diversispora eburnea, 768 nucleotides long. The record is from the annotation of a GenBank genome assembly. Lineage: Eukaryota; Fungi; Glomeromycota; Glomeromycetes; Diversisporales; Diversisporaceae.
AUGAGCAUCAAAUUAGAAGGUGUAGAAGCAUCUACGGUGACCCGGGAGACAAGACAAACCUCCCAAAUUAAUAUGAUCUUUGCGUACAUUGAUAAAUCAUUGGAAUCAUUAAUGCCGGAGAAAAAGGAAGAUGUCGUCAAGGUCAGUCUUUCCGCCUAUAAAUUGGAUGAUGUCAAUAUCCGCGAAGCGAUACACGAAAGAUAUGACGCCGAGAUAAUUGGGAAAGACUUGUUUAUCAAAUAUGACGGAAAACAUAAGGAAAGAAUCCAUCGCAGACUAGCAAAUUCAGCCGAGAUUCAUAAUCCAAAUUGGGAUGUAGAUGUUAAUGUAAUAUGUGUAGUAGGGGGUAAUAACUUUCGACCUGACGUUGGCAUCUGGUUUCGGCAGGUAACGUUUGCACAAAGUUCAAGACCCAUUGCAAACUCGUGCCCACCACCAAACGUAUGGAUAGAGGUUUUCUAUAACAGAGAUUUAGAUCGUAGUCACGCUUUAUCUAAAAUUGACUUAAUUCAGCAACACAAUAUCGAAUAUAUUGGAAUCGCUAUCCCAGUUGCAGUCAAUCCUUUUCCCCAGAACCCAAAUCCCUGGAUAGUUACAACACCUACAACUCCAACACCCGAAAUGCCUGCCAGAGCCCCAUAUAUAAUCCAUUUGCGGGAUUUGAAUAUUCCGGUCUAUUAUAGAAUGAAUUGGAACGAACACCUCGACCUAAGAUGUAAUUGGAGAAUUGAAUUCAACAUUGUGCUUAAUGUAAUUUCUCAACCUUAG